AUGGCGCACUAUCGCUUCAAUAACCUGUUGGGCGCCCCCUACCGCGGGGGCAACCUGUGCAUGAGCGGCAACCACCUGCUAACCUCCGUGGGCAACCGAGUGAUGGAGGUGGACCUGCAGAUGAGCUCGAGCCAGACGCUGCCGUGCGAGAACCUGACGGAAAUUCGAUGCAUCGCGGUGUCGCCCACUGGCUCACACAUGAUAUCGUUCGAUACCGACGGUCGCGCGCUGCUGGUCAACCUCAGGAAACGCGUGGUGUUGCACCACAUGAACUUCAAGGGCAAGGUUUCCCACUGCGAGUUCUCCCCGUGCGGCCGGUCCUUCGCCGUGUGCGUCGGUAAGCUCGUGCAGAUCUGGGCCACGCCGACGAUGCUCAAAGAGUUUGCGCCGUUUCGACUUCUUAGAACGUACGGCGGGAUGUACGACGAGGCCACGUGCCUCGCCUGGUCCCCGGACUCCCGCUGGAUCAUCGUGGGCUCUAAAGACCUCACCGCGAGGAUAUACAGCGCCAACCACAUGGAGGGGUACGUGCCGCCGACGCUGGCGGGGCACAGGGAGCAGCUGUGCUACGUGUCGUUUGCGGGCGCCGGCGGGGACGCGGCGUACACGGUGAGCAAAGACGGGGCGCUGUUCGAGUGGCGGCUGGUGGACGAGGAAGUCGACGACGACGUCUCCAGGCGCGGGGAUAAGGGCCAGCGGGGCGGGCGCGAUUCCCUGCGGGGCGGCGACGGCGUGACCGUUCGCAGGUGGCGGAUGGAGGGAAAACACUUUUUUCACAUGCCCGCGAAGCUCACGUGCGCGGCGUACCAUCCGGGGACGGGGAUGCUCUGCGCGGGAUUCGGGCACGGGGUGUUCACCCUCCACAGGCUCAGCCCCGGUUCUUUCGAGGUUGUCCACACGCUGUCCAUCUCUCAACAGAAAGUCAGCGCGUGCCAGUGGAACGAAACCGGCGACUGGAUCGCGCUCGGCUGCGCCAGGCUCGGGCAGGUUGUCGUGUGGGAGUGGCAGUCGGAAGCUUACGUGUACAAGCAGCAGGGGCACUACUUCGACGUGAACAUGUGCGCGUACGCGCCGGACGGGAGCAUGAUAGCGACGGCGGCUGACGAUAACAAGGUGAAGGUGUGGAGCACGGCCACCGGGAGCUGUUUCAUCACGUUCACCGAGCACAAGGCGCCGGUGGCGGCGGUGACGUUUGCCCCAUCCGGCCACGCGGUUGUAUCCGCGUCGCUGGACGGUACCGUUCGGGCGUUCGACCUCAUGCGGUACCGUAACUUCAGGACGCUGACGAGUCCCGAGCCGGCGCAGUUCAUAUCGCUGGCGGUAGAUCCCUCGGGCGAGGUUGUUUGCGCGGGCUCGCAGGACACGUUCCAGAUUCACAUCUGGUCCAUGAAAACCGGUCGCAUGCUCGACAUCCUCUCUGGCCACCAGGGACCCGUCACGUCCCUCUCUUUCUCUCCCGAGUCCGCGCUCCUCGCUUCGGGGUCGUGGGAUAAGUCUGUUCGUCUCUGGGACGUGUACGAGGGCAGGGGCCAGACGGAUAUCCUACCACACGCGCACGACGUCCUCGCCGUGGCGUUCCGACCCGACGGGAAACAGGUCGCGGUCAGCACUCUGGACGGCCAGGUGUUCCUCUGGAACCCCAACGACGCGCAGUUGCAGGGGACGAUCGAGGGAAGGCGGGACAUGGCGGGCGGUAAGGUGAUUGGCGAUUUGCGAAGCGCCACGGCCAAAGCCGGCAAAUCGUUCAAGACGCUGGCGUACUCGGCCGACGGCGCGCUGCUGCUCGCGGGCGGAAACGGCAAGUACGUGUGCAUGUACGACGUCGACGGCCGCGCGCUGCUGAAGAAGUUCCCGCUGAGCAAGAGCAAGGCGCUGGACGGGACGAUCGAGCGCCUGGAUUCUAAUCGGGUCACCGACGCGGGGCCCAUGGAUCUGUUACCCGCGUCCGACUCGGAGGAGGACGACGAGGGGUACAGACGCGGCGACCGAGGGCGGGGCGCCGUCGGCAGCGGCGGGCCGGGCGGAAACCUCCCGGGCACCGGCUCGCUGGGCGGCGCGGGAUCUUCUCGAUCUCAAGGAUUGGACAAGAAGAAGCGUCCGGUGAUUCGGUGCAAACACGUCACGUUCGCGCCAACCGGCCAGGGUUGGGCGGCGUCCACCACGGAGGGCGUCAUGGUGUUCACGCGCGACAACGGCGCCUCGUUCGAUCCCACGGACCUCGGCGAGGACGUCACGCCAAACGCCGCGAGACGCGCGCUGCGGCACGGCGACGCGAGGCUCGCCCUGCUCAUGGCGCUGCGGCUGCGGGGCGCCGACGACGACGAGACUCUCGUCGCGGAGACCUUGGAGGCGGUUGCGCCGGAUGCGGUGGCGUCCGCGCUUCGCGACUUCCCCACCUCGCUCCUCGCGCCGCUCCUCGAGGCGAUCGCGGAGAGGGUGACAAAGGGCCCGCACGCGCACCUCAUGCUCAGGUGGACCCGCGAGCUCUGCGUCGCGCACGGGCGGGCCAUCCACUCGGCGGCGCACGGGGGCGGGGGCGGCGCGGGCGCGCUGGUGGGCGCCGCGGCGGGGUGCGACCAGCGGUUGCUGCCCGCGCUGAGGAGGCUGGCGAAGGCGUUCGCGACAUUGCACGACGAUUUAGAGCAGACGGCGGAGGCGAGCGUGUUCUUGCUGGACUACGUCUGCGCCGCCCCGUCGGCUGUCGCCAAGGCGUGA
Molecule: messenger RNA, 2715 nt
Organism: Micromonas commoda
Lineage: Eukaryota; Viridiplantae; Chlorophyta; Mamiellophyceae; Mamiellales; Mamiellaceae
Gene: PWP2
Product: U3 snoRNA-associated protein 1 Pwp2
Exons: 3
Coding region: 1-2715 (904 amino acids)
Biological process (GO): maturation of SSU-rRNA from tricistronic rRNA transcript (SSU-rRNA, 5.8S rRNA, LSU-rRNA); ribosomal small subunit assembly
Cellular component (GO): Pwp2p-containing subcomplex of 90S preribosome; small-subunit processome
Molecular function (GO): protein binding
Source: RefSeq, a predicted model, not a curated record